UGACGAACGGCGUUUACAUAUGUUUCCUAUUUUCAUUUUAUUUUGUAAUUCAUUAAAUUUAUUACCCCAUAAAAUAUCCUUAGAUACAACUUCUGCAAUGCUCUGUGAAGAGUGGAGGUGGAGUGGAAAGCGAAUAUUUGGCCAAUAUGGGAACCAACCUUUGAAUGAUAAUAGCGAUUGACUCUCGAUUGCUUCUGGCUGGCCGGCAGGGUGAAAGUUGAAAGUUCGUCCAAAUCAGAAAACAGGAGACACGUGCAGACUGAAAAGUCACCUGUGCAACCGUAACACCAGCUGCAGCGAUGGCUGCCAUCUACUCAGGUAUCCAUCUGAAACUGAAGAGUCCUCAGACUCCGUGGGAGGACAAGCUGAAGCUGGCACGUUUUGCCUGGAUCUCCUCACAGUGCCUACUGCCCAACAAGGAGCAGGUGCUGUUGGACUGGUGCACCCAUGCUCUGACAGGCUGGUACAAUCAGAAGGUGGAGUUUUCUCAGAAUGUAUUGGAAGGCCUGUGGUGUUACCUUGAUGACCUGCUUCACAGCCGGAAGCUCCACUCACUUCUCAAGCAGGGCAAGACCUUCAGCCUGAGGCUCAACAUGGCACAGCUGCUGCUUGACCGCCUCCAGGAGUGUGCACGUGUUGGAUCCAAGUCACUGUUGUGUAUGUCCACCAUACUAAGUGUGUGUAAGGGCAUUCUCUCUUCUCCUGUGCUCUCAUCUGUCUUCACCACCAAGUAUGAGCUCAUGGUUGAUCUGCUGGCCAAGCUCUGCUCUCUGGCCUGCUGUGAGCUACAGCAGCCAUUGCUCACAGAAGCCCUAAUGACAAGCCAAGACCCGGUGGUGACUGAGUCUCUUCAAAAUGAACCUGCUACCAACUUGGACACUUUGGACACUCCCCCAGAUCACCCAGAGUCAGAUACGAAUAAAUCCCCCUCCAAGCCAAAUGAAAACCUACAUUCAUCUAAUGUGUUUGAGGUGUUGCUUCAGGUGUUGUCAUGUUAUUUAUCAGUCCAGCGACAACAAGCCAACCCUAACAGAGUCUUUACUAUGGUAACCAACCAGCUGAUCCAGUCAUUAGUACUACUCAGACACCUGCUGACUUCUGGGGAAUUUGCUCCAUCUCAGACACAUUUGCAUCUCCGCCAGCAGCUGUGCAGAGACGUCCGUGUCAAGGUAGACUCCAUCCUUCAGUCUGCGCUCUUCCCCUCUGAGCACCUGACCUCCUACAAGGAGGAGCUCCUUCCAUCUAAAGAGGACUCUGGGAAACGUGGUCCGGGCGGGGCAAAAGGUCCCUUGAAGCCAGUCAGUGCCAUACUUUCCAAACUGAGUUCUCAGGGUUACUGUGAGCCACGCCAACUCUACUCUGUGAAGUCCAACACAUUGUCUCUGCUGUUUAAGUUUUUUCUGGAAAGCUAUGGAAAAGGAAGAGGAGAAAGUGAGGAAGAACGCAGGAUGCUGUGUUUCUAUUUUCUCAGCAGAUUGGUCCCAGCCUUGGAUCUAGGUCUUGAUGGACACUCGCUCUCACCUUCAAAAGCCGACCAGUCAGUCUCUGUGUCCCCUGGGCAGAAGUCUCCCCCGGCCUCCCUCUGUUCCCCCGAGAGCUGGAGCCUGGCCCUGCUGUCUGUGGAGUCGCUGCUAAGCCAGGCUCUGUCAGCUGAUAUCUAUAAUGUAGCUGCGGACAGGAUACGACAUGGAGAGGUCCAGCUCAACUUUUACAGAGCCCUUGGACAAAUGCUCUUCAACCACUCCCAGCCAAGUAUCCCAGCAUGGUACCGCUGUUUGAAGGUUCUGUUGAGUCUCAACCAUCUGAUUCUUGAACCAGACCUGGACCAGCUCUUAUCUUCAGCCUGGGUUAAUUCUGAAUGCAUGGAAGCACGAGUGCAACGGGCCAGACAGCUCAUGGUGUGCAGCCUCCUUCAGACCUACACUAAGCUCCGUCAACUCCCUCGCCUCUUCUCUGAGCUCCUGUCUGUGAUCUGUCAGCCAGCUCUGGACGAACUCCGACCUCCUCUGCUGUCUGAGGGGGUCUCUGCCUCCCUCAGGACUUGUCUUCUGGACACACCACCGUCCCAGGGCCUAGAGAUCUGCUCAUUAGUGUUGGAGAGCAUAAGGAGAUAUAUACUUCCAGACCUGGUGAAGGAAGAACGAGAGGCAGAGAAGAUGGAGACUGAUGGAGGAGGAGAUGAGAAAGGAGACGUUAAGGUGGACGAAGAGAGACAAGAUGCAUCCCUGAAGCUCUUCUCCCUCAGCCAGCUCCUUCAUGCUGUUUUAUUUAGUCUGAAGACUCUAGAUAAUGCUUCCCCUGUUCCUUUAGUCAGGCAGAGUCGAGCCCUGAUGGAGGAGAUGCAGCAGGUAAUCAAGGAGCUACUUCAGCUGUUGUCAACAGAAAAGAAGAGACCUGUAAAAACAAAUCCAGUUCAAAAGACCCCAUGGAAAGGCAAAAAGAAUUUGGACCACAAAGAGUCAGAGCAGGUCUCAGAGUCUAAAAUAGGAGUAGUGUGGCAACAGAAGUCCCAGGAGGCGACUCUUCUCCUCAGGUACACCUGGGUGGAAGUGGACACACUUUUUGAUAUCCACUGUAGUAAAUACACAUCCCUUGAUUCAGCCCAGAUGGCAGCUGUAAGUGAGACUGAAGACCAAGCUCUUUCUAAUGCUCCAUUUUUAACCCACAUAGAGAGCCUUGUAUCUGGUGACGUUUUACCAGCAUGUCUCUAUCCCUCUGCCUCCUGCAGCCCCAUGAGCUGCUUGCUGCUCAAACUCCUCACUUUACAGCAGAUGAAGAAAGUUUUGUUAGAUAGCACCUCACUCUGUGAAUCCAGGACUGCAGCACUGCUGAGCAGGGCAGCCCAGUUCAUUUUGGCUAAAUUGAAGCUUGAAGUGAGUCUGGAUGGAGAGCAGGGGUGGGACGGGCAGAUAGGCAGUGUGAAUGCCAGCUCCUACCUUGUAGCACACUGGCAUCUUGUCACAUCCAAUCUGCCUUUGAUUGCCCCCUACCUGAGCGGAGAAGAUGUGGGCUGCAUAGCAAAUGUUCUUGUCAGUUCACUCCUCAGCAGACAGACAGACGGAGGGAAGGACCGGCGGCCCAGCUGUCUGACUGUCUCCAUCAUAUCUUCACAGCUUCUCCAAAGCCCAAUUCUUGCAGAGUUGCCUUCACUUUUCUCUGCCACAGUUUGUUCCCUCACACAUAGGAUCCAUGGUGUUCUCAUGGUGGCACACGCACCCAAGGUCUGUGCUACGCUCCCAAAGUUUCAAGAGGAAGGAAGUGAUGCCAGUCAGACUCUGUCAGAACUGGUGAACAAAGAGACCAUAGUUGAGGAUAUAUUAGUGUCCUCUAAGACUGGAGAUGUGUUUGUAUCGCUGACUGACACACAGACAAAGGAACUGGUGAAGUUAAUCCAAGUCUUAACACACCUAAACCCAGAUGGGAUGAGCUCCGAGGAUCUCGCCUCCAUUUUUCUCCUCCUCUUCUUCAUGCUCACCUCCACUUCCAGUCAGGCAGGCCCGGUGGUUGUGGAUCGUCCUGACUCCGGAGAUGAUGCCGUAUUCUUGGUGAAGCUGCUCAGGAUCCUGACUUGUCUUGUGGAGAGUAGAAACUUCAAAAGUGUUUUGAAGCUCAUUCAUGGAGGUACUCUGCUGCAGGCUGCUUCGUCUUCUCUCCUGUGGCACAGCAGCAGUGGAAGAUUUCAAGGCACAUGCAGCCCUGAUAGGCUGGAUUUGAUCAAAGCAGUGCAGAACUUCAUCAGGUCCUUGGUCGAGUUGAUCAUAAUGAGAAACAGCAGCGUUCGACUCAAUCUGGACCAGUUUGUCUCCUUUCUUACCAGUAAGGAAACAGCAAGCAGGCAAAAUGUUGCACCCAGUUCAGCAGCUGUUUCCAGUAAACCAGAUCCAGGAGCAUCCAUUUUGCCUGUUCAUAUUAUGCUGGCAUCGCUUUCUUCUUUCGCCCAGGCGAUGACCUCUAACCUUGGAAGGAGUAAACCAGUGGAUCAAAUCUUGACCCAAAUGCUCACAAGAGCGACUGCUUCACUGGGACCAGCCGUUGAGUCUGUCCUAAGACCCCAGACUUUGAGCGACGCAGCCAUCCAGCCAUCCAGCAUCCUCGGUCAAGCCUUUGUAGUAGAAGUUGUCACUGUCAUGCUGCACUGUGAACUGUCCUCACUGUCAUUGGAGGACCAGAACAAGGAGGAUGGCACCAAGCUCACCCUGAAUCACAUGACCCUAUAUCAGGGCUUCUGCCAGCAGAUCCUCAGAGAAAUAAGCUCUGCCCCCAGGCCUAUGGACUUCCUGGUUUCCUCUCUCCACUUCCUGUCAACUUUCUACAAAGCAGUGGAGAGGACAAGAAGAGAGAAGGAGCAAGGAGAGGAGGAGAAGGGAGCAAAGGAGUUGGAUGAGCUGUACAUUCAGAUACUGGAGAAUGUGCACAGACUGCUGACAGCUCCUUGGCUGUCUUCAAAUGAGCUUAAUAAUCUGGAACCAGCUGUGCAGAAACUACUGCACCACCUGGUGGAGAAAAGUACUACAGGUCAGUUCAACCUGCUGCUCUUGAUAAUCAGAGAAGGACUGGACGCUGGCAAGCUGAGAGCUGGAAACUACAGGGAGGUGCUGUCUGCAGUAACCAUCAUUACACUGCUCUGCCGUUGUCAGUUACCUGAGUCCUGCUCUAAAGCUCUGUGGCUCAUUGCACCGCAGAUUAUAUCUGCUAUGGUGUUCUUGGUGAGAUCGUCUGGUCAGGACGUCUCUCUGACCCUUCCCUUUACUGUUCCUACGGUGAUGUCAAUGACAUCUCUGCUGCGCCAGGGGGAGGGGCUCAUCACCAACCCUCAUCAUGUGAUCUUGGUGCUUGGGGCGCUGCAGUCGGUGUCCCUUGACCACUUGACCCCACUCGUCUACCAGUCAGCGUUCCUGGCUGUUCAUGAGGCACUGUUUGCCAUCAUCCAGUGUCAUCCUCAGGUGAUGUUGAAUGCAGCUCCAUCCUUUUUAAAUGUCUUCUACCGUCUGGUGGCAUCCAUCAUGCAGGAGGGUCGGCAGAGAGGAGACAGUGACAAAGGUCCAGGUUGUGACGUGUAUCUCCAGUGCUCCAGACUGAUAGAGAGGAUGUACUCUCACAUUGCUGCUACAGCUGAGAACUUCACCACGCUGUCGGCCUUCAUCGUGGCUCAGUACGUCACAGAGCUUCAGAAGGUUACUCUGCGACCGGACAUUAAGCGGCAUCUAACUGAGGGGAUCUAUCAGAUUCUGGACCUGUGUAUGGAGCAGGAUAUCAAGUUUCUGACGGCUGGACUGCAGAUGGGAGUCAGAGAGGUGUUCAAUGACCUGUAUGCCAGCUACACCCACUACCACAAAGCACAGAGGCAAGGAGAGGACAAGUACACUGUUUGAAAUUGUCACAACAACAACCCUCAGUUUAGAUUCCCUCAUUGAAAUUAAAUUUGAAUAUAUUUUCUUGCUAAGGAGAGACUAUAUUUAUGUAUGUAUGUAUGUAUAUUUCAGCUUUUGAAAUGAGACACAACAGCUUGCAGAUGUCAUAGGCUAUAAACAGUGUAAACACAGUAGUCACUGAAAACGCUCACAGUAGAUUUCUAGAGGUUUGAAACAGACACAGAGGAAUUAAGAACAACAUUGCAUUGCCUGAUUUAACUGGUAAAUAUUUGUUGUCUGCAAAUUGGUCACUGAAGUGUUUCCUCUUGCUGCUACACAAUGAUGUGUAAAAUGUUGUGUUUAUAUUAUAAUUUAAAGGAACUGGUUUCAAUGAGAUAUGAUUAGCAUCUUACUGAAUAGAAAAUGGAUUUGUAUAUGAUCUGUACUAAAUCUUUUCUGGAUUGUUUGUUUUUUUUUUUUUUACCAAAACUUAAUUAUGUAACAAAUAUAAAUUGAAAUACAGUGCUGUCUCAA
Molecule: messenger RNA, 5885 nt
Organism: Seriola aureovittata
Lineage: Eukaryota; Metazoa; Chordata; Actinopteri; Carangiformes; Carangidae
Gene: urb2
Product: URB2 ribosome biogenesis homolog
Exons: 12
Coding region: 300-5372 (1690 amino acids)
Biological process (GO): ribosome biogenesis
Cellular component (GO): nucleolus
Source: RefSeq, a predicted model, not a curated record